AUGAUGAAUAGUACAGUGGUGACAAUGUAUCAUCAUUAUGAAUCAGUUGACGAUCCAACUGCUGUCAGUGAAAUCGAACCGCACGAUUAUGAUUCGUCGGGUGCUACUUUAUUCUUAAUUGUUGUGAUAUUCUGGUAUGCAUUGAGCAUUGUAUGUAUGCAAGUAAUGCAAAUUCGUGGUCGAGCUGACACAAUUGAAGACUGUACAACACGUCGAGCGAAAUUAUUCUUGCAAACACUUCGUGAUCAAACACAAACGAAGGAAAUUCUUGAAGAACUUGUUGAUAAAGAAAAACGUGAAAGACUUUGGAAUAUCUAUUUCGAAAAAACAGAUUAUAACAAAGAGAAACUAAAACGUGCCGAACGACAUCGAACACGAAAUAUUAGGAAACAAUUAGCGACUAUUAAACGCAAUCGUCUGAUUAUGAACGAGACAAUGUUAACACCUGUCGUCAAUGAGCGUGUUCAUCGAACAUCGAUUACUUCACAAUCAACACUGAUUCCACAUUUGUCAGCUAUUGAAAAUCAACCGCGAGAUCGACGUCGAUCUUCUUUGGAUCAACAGAUUAUCGAACGAUGGAAAUCAUUGGUUGAACAAAGUAAUCCACACGAACAGCUACCAUGGCCGUUUCGAAAACAUCUUAUUUGUCGUCAUUUUCGACGUUAUUGUAAAAAUUCAUCUGACGAAUGUGCACAAAAUUCCACUCGCUCGACGAACGCACGGACAGGUCAUGAAGACUUCAGACAAAUGAAUGAUGAUCAAUGUCAUCUGUUAGCACCAGAUCCGUAUAAUCAUAGUAGAUACUCAAAUUUCUCGUCGAAUGAGCCAAACAGUCCAUCCAAAUCGUGUGUAACUUCUUUUCAGACGCGUGUCAGUUAUCAUUCACAAUCAAAUAUUCAAAAAUUACCGAUUAUUACGAUCAAACCUGAUCAUGAAAUCGUUCACUUGUAUCAUGAUGAAUCGCGUUGUUAG
This is a messenger RNA of Adineta ricciae, 972 nucleotides long. NCBI's taxonomy places the organism in Eukaryota, Metazoa, Rotifera, Eurotatoria, Adinetida, Adinetidae. The record is from the annotation of a GenBank genome assembly.